CGUCGUGAAGAUGAACGCGGUAACGUUGCUGUGGUUGGGGUUGACGACGGUGAUCGCUGCUCCUCAGUACUUUGUACCAUCGCCCCCAGCGCCUCCUCAACCAACCUACGGCACCCCAGCACCUAUCCGACCAACUUACGGCACUCCAGCACCUACCCGACCAUCCUACGGCACCCCAGCACCUACCCGACCAACCUACGGAACCCCAGCACCUACCCGACCAACUUACGGCACCCCAGCACCUACCCGACCAACUUACGGCACCCCAGCACCUCCCCGACCAACUUACGGCACUCCAGCACCUACCCGACCAUCCUACGGCACCCCAGCACCUACCCGACCAUCCUACGGCACCCCAGUACCUCCCCGACCAACUUACGGCACCCCAGCACCUCCCCGACCAACUUACGGCACCCCAGCGCCUCCCCAACCAACGUAUGGAACCCCAGCACCUACCCGACCAUCCUACGGAACCCCAGCACCUCCCCAACCAUCCUACCGUCCCCCAGCACCUACCCGACCAACCUACGGCACCCCAGCACCUACCCGACCAUCCUACGGAACCCCAGUUCCACCAAUCUACGGCACUCCAGAAGCCGCGAAAUCCCAGGUUGAGAUCGUAACUGACGAGCGCGAGGGACCUGACGCGGAGGGAAACUACAGCUUCAACUUCGCGGGAGCUGACGGCACCAGUCGUCAGGAGCAGGGCGUCCCCCAGGGAGAGACUGGCGCCGUGGCUACCCAGGGAGGAUGGUCGUUCACCUUCCCCGACGGGACUCCGGGUCAGUUCACCUUCGUGGCCGACGCUAAUGGCUUCAAUGUGCAGUCCGACCUGCUGCCCGUGGGUCCGCCCUUGCCUGCCCACGCCAUUGCCCAGAUCGAGGCAGCUAAAAAGGAGGCAGAAGCUGCAGCCGCUUCUCCUCCUGCACCAGUGAACAAUUAUAUAUAAAUUUAGACAUCUGACUUUCUGUUCAAAAUUGUUGUAUAAGAACUGUGUCUAGAGGUUAGCUGUUUCAAGGCUCCUUCGACAUUUGAUAUUAAUUAUUGUUCAUGCUGAAUAAUUCUCAAAUUUCACUAAGUUUCCAAGCUGUCUUGAGUUUUCUGUCUGAAAGAUCAUAAGACUUAGAGAUGGAGGUCUGAGACUUUGCGGUGCCUUGGCUGCCUCGCAAGACUACAAGUCUGGUUUUCAACUAGCCGUUGGUCAUAUCACUAAUAUUUAACUGCUUUUAAUCCUUUUAUAUAAAAUACAAUUGCCUUCAGUCACGUACAUAGCAUUUAGCUGUUUUCAUUGUGGUAUAUAAGCUAUCUUCAACUGUCUUCAACCAGGCGAGGAGUCACAAUAACGUGACUGAAAAAUGUUGGCCCAACCACACACUAGAAAGUGAAGGGACGACGACGUUUCGGUCCGUCUUGGACCAUUCUCAAGUCGAUUGUGAGACUUGACACAAGAAUGGUCCAGGACGGACCGAAGCCUCGUCGUCCCUUCACUUUCUAGUGUGUGGUCUGGUCAACUGUCUUCAACCACCAAUUAUCAGCUUCCUGCGCCAUUAUGAUGCUUGAGAUCUCUGUCACUCUACGACUUCUUGCCUGCUUGCUCACCUGGAUUAUCUUACUAGUUACCUUCCAUGGUUGAUUGAGCCUCCGGCCGCCAGGGGCUUUGAGUGCAUAUAUAUGUUACUUAACUUUAAAUUAUAAUCGUUGUAUAUAUUAUGCAGUACUGAAUCAUUAAAUAAUAAUUAAAUGUACU
Molecule: messenger RNA, 1747 nt
Organism: Procambarus clarkii (red swamp crayfish)
Lineage: Eukaryota; Metazoa; Arthropoda; Malacostraca; Decapoda; Cambaridae
Source: RefSeq, a predicted model, not a curated record